AAACAUUCCAAUUCCAUAGUGAUACAAAAUGUGUAGUAGACAAGUAUUGUCUGGAAUUCUCAAGAAGGGAACUGCCUUUAUUCAGGGCAGCAUUUUUGAUAAGAGAAAAAUCGAACUCUAUAGACAUCACCGAAACCUGACAUCUAUCAGUUGUGACAACACGGUCAACCGUGGCGCCAAGUUUGACAUAGUCUGCAGGAAUCUGAUGGCUUCCUCCCAAAACAGAUCAAAGAACAACUCUGAACCUACUGUGCGAAAAGUUAUUUUAACGCAAUGUGCGCCCAAACCUGUUGGACCUUACAACCAAGCUGUUCAAUUCGGCAACACCCUCUACGUUUCUGGUGUUCUGGGUCUUGACAAGAACAAGAUGGAGCUUGUGGAAGGAGGUGUUGGUGAACAAGCCAAGCAGGCUCUGGUGAAUUUGGGACACAUCCUGAAAGCUGCAGGUACAACCUAUGAGAAUGUCAUCAAGACUUCGAUAUUUUUAGAUGAUAUCGGUAGUUUCAAGGAGGUUAAUGAUGUGUACAAGGACUUUUUCCAAAGUAAUCCGCCAGCUAGGUCCACCUAUCAGGUUGCAGCACUUCCUCUGGGAGCUUUAGUGGAAAUUGAAGUGAUUGCUGGGACUGGUGAAAUAGAACAAGUAUCUUGUAACUGUGGUAGUAAAAUGUAAACUAAUGUAGAUUUCAAAGUUACAAUAAACGCAGACUAUGUCUGCAAGUGCCUCUGUC
This is a messenger RNA of Harmonia axyridis, 728 nucleotides long. RefSeq names its product 2-iminobutanoate/2-iminopropanoate deaminase (gene UK114). The transcript has a single exon. The record is from RefSeq and is a predicted model, not a curated record. Gene Ontology annotation, molecular function: deaminase activity. The coding region runs from base 29 to 670 and encodes 213 amino acids. Gene Ontology annotation, cellular component: cytosol. Lineage: Eukaryota; Metazoa; Arthropoda; Insecta; Coleoptera; Coccinellidae.